GUUCAUCCGAAUACCAGUAGCUUAUCAGUCCAUAGCAUCCUUCCUAGGCGUUCUCGACAUGUCCCGUAUGUUGACCAUUGUGACAGCCUCGCGAGAACCGUAAUUUCCAAAGGAGCGCAAGGCGCAGUCACGCCUCGUUCAUUCUACACUGUUAAGCGCCACGUGGGCGCAGCCCUGUUCUCGGACUGGCGUGUGAUCUGACAAUUGCUAGGCCGUUCCAACGUUCCUCGAAUUCUGCCUGGAGAUUCAUCUCACUUGUUCGCGCGCUCAUUUGAGUGUUUGUCGCAGCCGGACAUUCUUUUCAUUUACCAUCUCUCAUUUAUCUCCUGUGCUGAGAACUCAGGACUCUAUGAACACAAAGUUAAGGUAACGGUUACCUGUCAACAUCCCCGAAACCUCCACUUGUCCCCCUCGUACCCGCGCUAUGAGUGUCAUUGACCGCGCCGGCCUGGCGCCGGCGCAGACUGGGAGCGGCGACAACACAGGCCUCAUAGUAGCAGCCACUGUUGUUGCGACGGUAGCCUUGCUUUCGCUCUUCAACCGCCUUCUGUGGCCGACACAGCCCAAGAGGAUCCGCAGCCCCCUGCAUACCGUGCUGCCCACACUCUCACAGGAUGAGCAUGAUAAGCUCGUGUACAAGCCGGACAGCUUUCCCGGCGCACGAGAUGUUGAAACACCAUACGGCUGCAUGCGGGUAUACGAAUGGGGUCCUCUUGACGGCGACAAGGUCCUGUUUGUCCACGGCAUCACCACGUCAUGCAUGACCCUGACCAAGCUAGCCCACACCCUCGUAGCCGAAAAGGGAUGCCGCGUCAUGCUGUUCGACCUCUUCGGGCGGGGCUUUUCCGACAACCCAGCGGACCUGCCGCACGACGCGCGCCUGUACACGACGCAGAUGCUGCUGGCGCUUGCCUCGUCGCCGGACGUGGCCUGGACCGACCCGGCACGCCCCUUCAAGCUGGUCGGCUACUCGCUGGGGGGUGGCAUCGCCGUCCACUUUGCCGGCACCUUCCCGCACCUCGUCUCGUCGCUCGUGCUGCUCGCGCCCGCGGGGCUCAUCCGCCCGGAGUCGUUUGGCGUCCUCACGCGCGCCGUCUUCACCAGCGGCCUCGUCCCGCCCCGCCUGCUGAAGUGGAUCACCAAGAAGCGGCUGCGCAAGCCCAUCCGGGCAAACAGCACCCGCGGUGCCGCCGCCGCCGCCGCCGUUUCCCAUAACGGCACCAAGCCCAAGCCCGACCCGGUAUCCGCCUCGCUCACCGAGGCCGCCGACACAGACCCCUUAUUAUCAUCACCAGCAGCAGCCAACGACUGGGACGACGAGUACGGCGAGCCGCGGACGGCCCUCGAGCAGCGCGUGAUGCGCUACGUGCACUGGCAGCUGUCACACCACGAGGGUUUCGUCACCGCCUUCAUGUCGAGCAUCCGUGACGCGCCGCUGAUUGGGCAGGAGGAGGCCUGGCGGAAGCUUGCGCGGCGCGAGCGGGGAACUACGGCCGUCAUUCUCGGCCACGGCGACGAGAUUAUCGACCCGGACGAGUACGCCGUCGACGCGCUGCCGCUGGUCGGCGGCCGGGAGCGCGUGCACUGGAGCAUGGUGCCCGGCGGUCACGACUUCCCCAUGACGUACGCGAGGGAGACGCUGAGGGAGAUGUACGCCGCUUGGGGAUGGUAAUGAUACAAGUGAUGGUGCUCAUGUUGGCGUUUUUCCAUGUUCGCUUGGAGGAGCGGCGUUGUAUGACUACCAAUGGCAGCGAUAUGGGAGGUCAUCUUAGAUAUCCAUUAGAGCAGUGAGACUAUUGACAGAUCAGAAGCACAAUAAUAUGCGAGACAAGCGUGACC
This is a messenger RNA of Canariomyces notabilis, 1839 nucleotides long. Its product is annotated as alpha/beta-hydrolase. The coding region runs from base 425 to 1672 and encodes 415 amino acids. NCBI's taxonomy places the organism in Eukaryota, Fungi, Ascomycota, Sordariomycetes, Sordariales, Chaetomiaceae. The record is from RefSeq and is a predicted model, not a curated record. The transcript has 2 exons.